AAUUCUUGGUCAUUCCGCCAAAAUGCGCGCUCUAAGCAGGGUCUUGGUUGCGGCAUGCGCGAUUCUUACGCUGUCCUUUUGCGACGCUUCCUCCGUAGCAUUCAGGGCCAAACGUGGAGUAGUUCCCGGUAAUGCGGCCUCCAGGCCCAAAGACGCCAUUCGACGGUCCGAGUGCCGUAAUGACAACAACUGCAAGCCAUGGCCGAAGACGUCAUGCGGCAAGGAUCCGGUAGACGGCCAACAACGGUGUCUGUGUGCGGAUCAAACGCAUCCGAUCAACGACGAUUGCAUAACGUCCCCACAAGAACUGGGAAUGCCUUGCGAAAAGGAUAUCCAAUGCAUCCAGCUGGCUCAUUGUACACACAACGUUAGUGAAAUACACUCGGACAUUAAGGUAUGCCAGUGUAGAGAGGAAUUUGCCGACGAAGACGGGACUUGUAGUGGUGGUGUACGAGCAGUGAUAUCCAUAUGUUUAGCGGUUUUAGUUGCAGCUGUCUUGCAAAAUAACUACAAUUAAAUAGCUUAGAUUUUUUUYUGCAAAGAAAAUCACAUAGUAAUUUUACAGUAUUGAAUAAAACAUCACAUUUUUUUCCCUU
Messenger RNA from Diuraphis noxia (Russian wheat aphid), 596 nucleotides. RefSeq lists its product as uncharacterized. NCBI's taxonomy places the organism in Eukaryota, Metazoa, Arthropoda, Insecta, Hemiptera, Aphididae. The record is from RefSeq and is a predicted model, not a curated record.